Messenger RNA from Amphiprion ocellaris (clown anemonefish), 3935 nucleotides. RefSeq names its product extracellular matrix protein 2, female organ and adipocyte specific (gene ecm2). Lineage: Eukaryota; Metazoa; Chordata; Actinopteri; Pomacentridae. The record is from RefSeq and is a predicted model, not a curated record. The transcript has 12 exons. Bases 275 to 2656 code for a protein of 793 amino acids. Gene Ontology annotation, cellular component: extracellular matrix. Gene Ontology annotation, molecular function: protein binding; heparin binding; collagen V binding. Gene Ontology annotation, biological process: positive regulation of cell-substrate adhesion; extracellular matrix organization.
AUUCUCUGGAUUGAACAGAAAAUGGAAACUUUGGGGGUCGUUUAGAAAAAAAGUCUCUGGAGUUUUAUCUGCUGCCUCUCAAACAUGAUGCAGCUGCUGCACGAGUCAAUGCGGUUUAAAGUUUAAAAACCUUUAAAAAUUACAGUCACUGAGAAAAGAACUGAACUAAACCACAGUAACAUUUUUUUUUAGAUGAACUUUUCUGCUGCAGCUUUUGCACUUUUCAACCAUAAACAGACGUGAAGCAAGUCUUUGUUCAAGCUACCGCUGAGGGAUGAGGUGGGGGCUGGUGGUGGCCAGUCUGUGGCUGCUGGUGGUCCUGAACGUCCUGAACGUCCAGGCCGGGGAUCGAAGUCGCAACCAGGACGUUGGGAAUCGACGAGGGAAGAGGAAGAGGGACGGACACGGUCUCGGGAGAACCAGAGCGGGGCGCUCUAGACCUCUGAAGAUCAGACUGGUUCCUGGUCCCGGCAUCCCAGUGGAACCAGUUGAAAACCGAGGAAAUGGUCUGUUUCUACAACCUUUAAAGAACCUCGAAGAACAACACGCCAGCUACAACAUCAUCCCAGGUAAGCAGGGCCAGUGCUCCUACCAGGGUCUGACCAUGUUCAAUCAGGCCGUCUGGUCUCCGAAGCCCUGUGUCACCUGUCUGUGCAGCGCCGGACAGGUGGUCUGUGACGAGCUCACCUGUCCACCUGUCGACUGCCUGUUCCCCUUCACCCCACCCGGCCGGUGCUGCCCCGUCUGCACGGAUCCAGACCCCGACCUCAGCCUUGACCUUUCUGGUGACUCCCCAGUUCCCAGCGACCCCAGCGACCCGGUGAAGCCUCUGACCCACGAGGAGAUCCAGCGGAUCCUCUGGAGGGAGGAGGAGGAGCACCGCGAGGAGGAGGAGCGUCUGAGAAGGAAGGACGAGGCAAGGAAGAAGAGGAGGAAACAGAGGAAGGAGCAGGAGGAGAAGCAGAGGAAGAUGGUGGAGGAGAGGAGGCGGCAGGAAGAGGAGGUGCUGAGGCUGCAGGUGGAGAAAGAGGAGGAGUGGAGGAGGAAGAUGGAGGAGGAGGAGGACAGGAGGAAGAAGGAGGCAGCGGAGAGGGAGGCGAGGGAGAUGGAGAGGAAGCUGGAGGAGGAGAGCAGGAGGCAGGAGGAGCUACUGAGGGAGGAGCUGCUGAAUAUGGACGAGGAGGAGGAGGUGUGGCUGAGAGGAGAUGUUUUCCAGAUGCUCCCAAAGGAACCAGAAGAUCUCCAGCCUGCUCCCAUACCGAAACCUCCGGCUGCAACCGAGCUGGAGGAGGAGCGUGAAGUGGAGGAGGAGCAUGAAGAGGAGCAUGAAGAGGAGCAUGAAGUGGAGCAUGAAGUGGAAAGGGAGCAUGAAGUGGAAAGGGAGCAUGAAGAGGAGAAGGAGCAUGAAGAGGAGCAUGAAGUGGAGAAGGAACAUGAAGUGGAAAGGGAGCAUGAAGAGGAGGCGAACAGAGGAGGCCUCCCUCCAGGUUGCGAUAUCUCCGACGUUACUGUAACUUGUGAAAACGCCAAACUGACCUACUUCCCUCCUCUUACCAUCCCUGAGCUCAAAUCUCUCAGUCUGGAGGGAAACAGUAUCAGCAGCAUCCCAGCCGAGGCCUUUAACGGCAUCCCCAACCUGGAGUGGAUCAACCUGAAGAAGAACAAACUCACCUCUGCCGGCAUCGACGCUAAAGCCUUCAAAGGUCUGAAGAUGCUCAGCCGUCUGUACUUGGAUGGAAACCUUCUAGAGGUCAUCCCUCCAGACCUUCCUCCAACCCUGCAGGAGCUGAAGAUCAACGAAAACCAACUCAGAGAAAUCGACGACAACAGCUUCCAAGAUCUGAGCAGCCUGGUGAUCCUGGAGCUGGAAGGAAAUCUGCUGAGUGAAGGGAACACUGAUCCUCUGGCCUUCAAUCCACUCAUCCAGCUCUCCUACCUCAGACUGGGAAGAAACCACUUCCGGACUGUACCACAGGGUCUGCCCAGGUCACUGCUGGAGCUGUACCUGGAGAACAACCUGAUCGAGGAAAUCUCAGAGACGGUUUUCAAUCAGACCGUCAACCUGAAUCUCGUUUCUCUGAGACACAACAAGCUGGACGAGUCCAGAAUCGCCCCGAUGGCCUGGAUCAACCACCGACAUCUGGAGUCCAUCGACCUUUCACAUAAUGAGCUCUACCUGGUUCCGUCCUACCUGCCCAGAUCUCUGGUCCACCUGGUUCUGGUGGGGAACAACAUAGAGAGAAUACCUGGUUACGUCUUCGCCCACAUGGAUCCUGGUCUGGAGUAUCUCUAUCUGUCCUACAACAAGCUGGACGGGGAGGGAAUCGAACCCGAGUCCUUCUUUGGGUCGUAUGACUCGAUGGUGGAACUUUGUCUGGACAACAACCAGCUGCUGUCGGUGCCGUCGGGCAUCAACGCCAUGACCAACCUACACUUCCUCAGACUCAACAACAACAAGAUCAGGAGUAUCCCCGAGGAAAGUAUCUGUGACCCGAACCACAGCGGAGAUGCCACACUGGUGGCUUUAAGGCUGGAGAACAACUACAUCGACCCCCAGAAGGUCUCGCCGUCGGCCUUCUCCUGCGUCCGAGCCUCGUCCAGCGUCGUCCUAAAACCCCAGAAAAGUGACCGAAUCCUCCACAAAACCAAAAACUGAGAGACACUUGCUUAAACAGGGUUAAGGUUUUGGGUUUUAAUCUGCCAACAGAAGUCAGAAUGAAAGUUCUGCUGGCUGCCUUCCACUGAUGUAUUGGUACAUUCCGUGAAAAACCAACUGGACCUCCUCAGAAUCAAGCGGUUCUUUAUCUACAAUAACUUUAGUAUGUUUAAUGAAGUCAUGCAAAGUUUUAUCUUCAUAACAUGAGUAUUUUCAGAGUGACAGACCCUUGAACUACCUAGAGAUAGGUCCAAAUUUAACUGGAAUUCUCAAGGUGUUCAUUCCUUCAGUGAAUAGAAUCUAAAAUAUGACAUUUUGUGAGAGUUUAAGAAUGCCUUAAUUAGAAAAACAUCCCAUAACAUUGGUACUCAAAGUUGGUUAUAAAAUUGAUUGGGUCAUUUUUGAAUCAUUCUGGAUUUUUUUUCAAAAUAAUUUUGAACAAUUUUUCAUUGAUUGUGGUCUCUUUUGGUAAUUUUGCUUCAUUUUUAACUCCUUUAGGACGGAUUUAGAAUCAUUCUGGACAGUUUUAUGGCAUUUUAGUCAAUUUGAGUCAUUUUUAACCAUUGUUGACUCAAUUUGGACAUUUUUUUGCUAAAUUUCAAAAGGGUUUUAGGUAUUUUGAUGAUUUAAUUGUCAUUUGUGGCAGUUUUUUGUCAUUGUGGGAAGCCCUUGACAAAGUUUGGAUGAGUUGGAGGUAUUUCGGUACAUUUUUGGCUCAUUGUGGACAAACUAAAAAGAAACAUAUCCAGGAUACCAAUGAUUGUUUCUAGGACUCAUAGACAUAAAACUGCUGCAGUUUUACUGUUCAAACUAUGAUGCUCAAAUUUGGUUAAAGGAGCAAUAAAAAACAAACAGAUUUGGUCUUUAGACUAAGAUGGUCGGAUGGUUGUAGAUUGAUUUGGUUGCAAUUGUUAACAGAACUGAAAUUUCCCAUGUCUAUUCCCUGAACUUUUGAAGUUCUGGGGCUCGCAAAUGACAGAAAAAUUCAUUAAAAAGUGAGAAUUACGUACUUCAGGGGCCUGUAACUCCGAAAAUAUUCACAGUAUGAAGGUAAAACCUUACAUGAUUUUCUUAAGUAUGCUAAAGUUGUUGCAGAUGAAAUAAAAUCCGGUGAUUCUGAGGGGGUCAGAUGGGAACUUUUUCCACUUUUGCUUGUUUUAAUGACCCGUAUGUUACUGAAAUAACAUCCAAAAUAAGACACUACUGGAAGAAAGGCUCCGUGUUGACAUCUGAUGUGCAGGUUGAACAUGAAAUAAAGGAAUUUUUCUGUCAAAUCUCA